This is a messenger RNA of Anoplopoma fimbria (sablefish), 2126 nucleotides long. RefSeq names its product protein downstream neighbor of son homolog. The record is from RefSeq and is a predicted model, not a curated record. Gene Ontology annotation, biological process: nuclear DNA replication. Gene Ontology annotation, cellular component: nucleus. Lineage: Eukaryota; Metazoa; Chordata; Actinopteri; Perciformes; Anoplopomatidae.
AUGGCCGAAAUCGAACGCACCACGCGUUGGCGCCACCACGUCACCACGUCAUCACGUCACCACGUCAGGCGCACGUCAUCACGUCAACACGUUAGGCGCCACCACGUCAUCACGUCACCACCAGGCCGACUCCUCCGGCUUCAUGCGGCCGGCCGACACGAUGCGUCUGCGGGGGAAGCGCCGCCGCAGCACCGGAGCCUCCUGCAGCCGCAGCGGGCCGGGGCAGAGCCGCAGCGGGCCGGGGCGCCGGCCGGAGCACGGCCCUUCUCCCCCGGCCCGCUGCUCCACAGCCCCCUGCGCUGCUCCACAGCGGCAGGAGGCUCCAAGCGACGGAACCCGUUCGCCAGCAUAGAGAACACCUACGGGCCCAAGAAGAGACGGCUCCUUACACCGUCAGACUGCAAGGAGGAGGAGGAGGAGGAGCAGGAGGAGGAGGAGGAGGAGGAGGAGGCAGGGACACCAGGAGGCUUCCCCUUCAGGGCCAGGCUGGACGAGGCAGAGAAGCAGGAGCACCAGACCUCCAACAAGAAGUGUCUCACCUUCUCUGAAGAUGACUCCCUCUUUGAAGAAGAAGAAGAGGAGGAAGAUGGGAAAAGUCCACUUCUGAAGAGUCCCCAGGCCAUCGCUCCGGCCUCCAUCGCUCCUCCCGUCUGCACAGAGUAUCCGUCAGACUGGAGCCUGAAGACCCGCCUCCUCUUCACCUCCCCGCUCACCCUGUCGUGGGCCGAGCACCCCAAAGCCCAGGAGGAGGCGUCGGGGCUCAGUCACCACUGCAGAGCUCAGUUCAGCGCUCUGCCACACAGUCUGCAGGAUCCCAGGUCCUGCUCUGAGCUGCGGUGUGCCUUCCAGCAGAGUCUGGUGUACUGGCAGCACCCCUCCCUGCCCUGGAUCCCUCUGUUCCCCCGGAUCAACGCCGAGAGGAGCUUCGCGGGGAAGAACACCCCGUGGGCCCAAGACCGGGCCCUGCAGCAGAGCCUCAUGAGUGAAUGGUCGGUCAGUCUGUCGUCUCUCUACGGUCUGCUGAAGGCCAGACUGUGUCCUUACUUCUACCUCUGCUCCUAUCAGUUCACCGUGAUGUUCAGGGCAGCAGGUCUUGGGGGCUCGAGCAGCAUCACUGCCUUAAUCUCUCCUACCACCAGGGGUCUCAGAGAGGCCAUGAAGGCUGAAGGUAUAGAGUUCAGUCUCCCUCUAGUGGAGGAGACGAGGAAGAGCAGGGAGCCACAGAGCCUGACUGAGCAGCAGGGAGAGGAGGAAGAGCUGGAGUGUUGUGAGCUGAAAGAGUGCGAGGAGGGUCAGACGGGGGAAGGAGGAGGAGGCGGCGAUGGUUGCCACGACGAUGCAGACGGCAGCUUCUCCUGGCUGAAGGAGAUGGGAAUCCAGGACAAAAUCAAGAAGCCCGACAGCAUCACCAUGCAACUUCGCAAGGAGGGUUCGGCCGUGUCCCUGGACCACAAGCCGGAGUCCGUGGUGUGCGUGGAGGGGCCGCACACCUUCACCCUCAUCAACUUCCUCAUCAACUGCAAGAGCGUGGUGGCCGCGGCGGGUUCCCAGGCCGGGCUGCCCCCGACGCUCCUGGCCCCCGGCGCGUUCAGAGGAGCUACCAUGCAAACGCUGAAGGCCCGCAGUGUGAAUGUGAAGAGCCAGGUUGGUUCCAGCUUCCAGAACAUCAGCAGUCUGGAGAUCACAGGACCCAUCCUCCCCUCCACCCUCCACAACAUCACGUCCCUCCUUCGGCCCGCACAGAAAGGGAACUUCUCAGCUGCUCUGUACACACACACGCCUACCGCCGUCAUGAACACGCACGCCGCCAAGCAGCAGUGUACCGGUGGUUCAGUGGACCUGUCGGGUUGUGGUCUCCACCCUGCCUCCGUCCAGCAGCUUCAGCAGCCCUCCAGCCUGGGCAAGACCGCUCUGACCCACAUCAACAUGAGCAACUACAGCUACAUGUGGAAGAACUGACGGAGGGCUCUCUGAACAACUACACGUUCUGUUCUGCUCCACGGUAGAGCUGCACUACUACUGUGGUGGCAACAUGUUUCAUGUUUUUUUAAAAGUACUUAUACAAACAUGAUUUAUUGCGUUGCCCAGUAUUUUUUUAAUACCUCUAUUUUCAAGCUGUGCUCUUG